Molecule: messenger RNA, 7307 nt
Organism: Coccomyxa subellipsoidea C-169
Lineage: Eukaryota; Viridiplantae; Chlorophyta; Trebouxiophyceae; Coccomyxaceae
Product: splicing factor, component of the U5 snRNP and of the spliceosome
Exons: 37
Coding region: 1-6927 (2308 amino acids)
Biological process (GO): spliceosomal tri-snRNP complex assembly; mRNA splicing, via spliceosome
Cellular component (GO): catalytic step 2 spliceosome; U5 snRNP
Molecular function (GO): U1 snRNA binding; metallopeptidase activity; U6 snRNA binding
Source: RefSeq, a predicted model, not a curated record
AUGUGUGUCCAGGCGAGGAAGUGGCAGCAGCUCAAUUCCAAGAGGUAUGGGGAGAAGCGGAAGUUUGGGUUUGUGGAGGCGCAGAAGGAGGAUAUGCCUCCUGAGCACGUCAGGAAGAUCAUCAGGGAUCAUGGUGACAUGUCUUCCAGAAAGUUCCGCCACGACAAGCGGGUGUAUCUGGGAGCGCUCAAGUUUGUGCCGCAUGCUGUGUACAAGCUGCUGGAGAACAUGCCCAUGCCGUGGCAGCAGCAGGUGAAGCACGUGAAGGUGCUGUACCACAUCACGGGCGCGAUCAGCUUCGUGGAUGAGAUCCCUCGCGUCAUCGAGCCGGUCUACAUCGCGCAGUGGGGCACCAUGUGGAUCAUGAUGCGGCGCGAGAAGCGCGACAGGCGGCACUUCAAGCGGAUGCGGUUUCCGCCGUUUGACGACGAGGAGCCGCCCCUCGACUAUGCAGACAACUUGCUGGAUGUCGAGCCGCUGGAGGCCAUUGAGCUGGAGCUGGAUGAGGAGGAGGAUGCGGCGGUGUACGAGUGGUUCUAUGAUGACAAGCCGCUGCAGUACACCAAGUUUGUCAACGGGGCAAGCUACCGGCGGUGGCGGCUGCCGCUGCCGGUGAUGUCUGCGCUUUACCGGCUGGGAGGCCAGCUGCUGAGCGACCUGACGGACCAGAACUACUUCUACCUCUUCAAUACAAACGCGUUCAUCACGGCCAAGUCGCUGAACAUGGCCAUCCCCGGCGGGCCCAAGUUUGAGCCGCUGUUCCGGGACAUGGACACGCGCGACGAGGACUGGAAUGAGUUCAACGACAUCAACAAGCUCAUCAUCCGCUCCCCAAUCCGCACCGAAUACAAGGUGGCGUUUCCGUACCUGUACAACAACCGGCCGCGCAAGGUGCGGCUGAGCCCGUACCACUACCCCAUGGUCAUGUACAUCAAGAUGGAGGACCCCGACCUGCCGGCCUUCUACUACGACCCCCUCAUCCACCCCAUCGCCUUCUACAAGUCCGACGCCCCCACCGGCACAGAGGCCCUGGACGACGAUGAGGAGGACGCAUUCACCCUCCCAGAGGACGUGAACCCGUUCCUGGAGGAGACGCCGCUGUACACGGACAACACAGCGCAGGGCAUCGCGCUGCUGUGGGCGCCGCACCCCUUCAACAAGCGCUCGGGGCUCACCAGGCGCGCUGUGGACAUCCCGCUCGUCAACUCCUGGUUCCACGAGCACUGCCCACAGAACAACCCGGUGAAGGUGCGCGUGAGCUACCAGAAGCUGCUGAAGCUGUUUGUGCUCAACAAGCUUCACCACCGGCCGCCGAAGAACAUGAAGAAGAAGAGCCUGUUCAAGGCACUACGCGCGACUAAGUUCUUCCAGAGCACGGAGCUGGACUGGGUGGAGGCUGGGCUGCAGGUGUGCAGGCAGGGCUACAACAUGCUGAACCUGCUGAUCCACCGCAAGAACCUCAACUACCUCCACCUGGACUACAACUUCAACUUGAAGCCCGUGAAGACGCUGACCACCAAGGAGCGCAAGAAGUCUCGCUUCGGCAACGCCUUCCACCUGUGCCGUGAGAUCCUGCGUCUCACCAAGCUGGUCGUGGAUGCCAAUGUCCAGUUUCGGCUGGGCAAUGUGGACGCGUUCCAGCUGGCAGACGGCCUGCAGUACACCUUCUCACACGUGGGCCAGCUGACCGGCAUGUACCGGUACAAGUACAAGCUCAUGCGCCAGAUCCGCAUGUGCAAGGACUUGAAGCACCUGGUGUACUACCGGUUCAACACGGGCCCCGUGGGCAAGGGCCCCGGCGUGGGCUUCUGGGCGCCCAUGUGGCGCGUGUGGCUCUUCUUCCUGCGUGGCAUCGUGCCCCUGCUGGAGCGCUGGCUGGGCAACCUGCUGGCGCGCCAGUUCGAGGGGCGCCAGUCCAAGGGCGUUGCCAAGACCGUCACCAAGCAGCGCAUCGAGUCCCACUUUGAUCUGGAGCUGCGCGCUGCCGUCAUGCACGACAUCCUGGACAUGAUGCCCGAGGGUGUGAAGCAGAACAAGGCGCGCACCAUCCUGCAGCAUCUCUCUGAGGCAUGGCGGUGCUGGAAGGCAAACAUCCCUUGGAAGGUGCCGGGGCUGCCGGCGCCGAUUGAGAACAUGAUUCUGCGCUACGUGAAGCAGAAGGCGGACUGGUGGACCAACGUGGCGCACUACAACCGCGAGCGCAUCCGCCGCGGCGCCACCGUCGACAAGACCGUGUGCCGCAAGAACCUGGGCCGCCUCACCCGCCUCUACCUCAAGGCCGAGCAGGAGCGCCAGCACAACUACCUCAAGGACGGUCCAUAUGUGACACCUGAGGAGGCAGUGGCGAUCUACACAACAACGGUGCACUGGCUGGAGUCACGCAAGUUCAGCCCCAUCCAGUUCCCGCCGCUGUCCUACAAGCACGACACCAAGCUGCUCAUCCUGGCCCUGGAGCGCCUCAAGGAGCAGUACACCGUGGCCGUGCGCCUCAACCAGCAGCAGCGCGAGGAGCUUGGGCUUGUCGAGCAGGCAUAUGACAACCCCCACGAGGCGCUGUCCCGCAUCAAGCGGCACCUGCUCACGCAGCGCACCUUCAAGGAGGUCUCCAUCGAGUUCAUGGACCUGUACAGCCACCUGAUCCCGGUGUAUGAGAUCGAGCCGCUGGAGAAGAUCACUGACUCCUACCUGGACCAGUACCUGUGGUACGAGGCGGACAAGCGCCACCUUUUCCCCAACUGGGUCAAGCCCGCUGACUCCGAGCCGCCGCCGCUGCUCGUCUACAAGUGGUGCCAGGGCAUCAACAACCUGGCGGACAUCUGGGACACCAGCAAUGGAGAGUGCGUGGUCAUGAUGCAGUCCGAGCUGGAGAAGAUGUUCGAGAAGGUGGACCUGACGCUGCUGAACAGGCUGCUGCGCCUGAUCCUGGACCACAACAUCGCGGACUACAUGACGGCCAAGAACAACGUGGUGAUUGCCUACAAGGACAUGGCGCACACCAACGCGUACGGCCUCAUCCGCGGCCUCCAGUUCGCCUCCUUCAUUGUCCAGUACUACGGCCUUGUGCUGGACCUGCUCAUGCUGGGGCUCACACGCGCCUCCGAGAUUGCUGGCCCCCCGCAGAUCCCCAACGAGUUCUUGACGUUCCGGGACACCCGCACGGAGACGCGGCACCCCAUCCGCCUGUACUCGCGCUACGUGAACAAGAUCCACAUCCUGUUCCGCUUCAGCGCGGACGAGGCGAAGGACCUGAUCCAGCGCUUCCUGACGGAGCACCCGGACCCCAACAACGAGAACAUCGUGGGCUACAACAACAAGAAGUGCUGGCCGCGCGAUGCGCGCAUGCGGCUCAUGAAGCAUGACGUCAACCUGGGCCGCGCCACCUUCUGGGACAUGAAGAACCGGCUGCCGCGCUCGCUGACCACCCUUGACUGGAACAACUCCCUCGUCUCCGUCUACUCCCAGGACAAUCCCAACCUCCUCUUCUCCAUGUCCGGGUUUGAGGUUCGGAUCCUGCCCAAGAUCCGCAUGGUGGCGGAGGGCUUUGCCAACAAGGACGGCGUGUGGAGCCUGCAGAACGAGGCCACCAAGGAGCGCACGGCCCAGGCCUUCCUGCGCGUCGACGAUGAGGCCCUCAAGAGCUUCGAGAACCGCAUCCGCCAGGUCCUGAUGUCUUCGGGGUCGACGACGUUCACAAAGGUGGCCAACAAGUGGAACACGGCGCUGAUUGGGCUGAUGACGUACUUCCGCGAGGCCACCGUGCACACCCAGGAGCUGCUGGACCUGCUCGUCAAGUGCGAGAACAAGAUCCAGACCCGCAUCAAGAUUGGGCUGAACUCGAAGAUGCCCUCGCGGUUCCCGCCGGUCAUUUUCUACUCGCCCAAGGAGAUUGGCGGCCUGGGCAUGCUAUCCAUGGGCCACAUCCUGAUCCCCCAGUCCGACCUGCGCUACAGCCAGCAGACCGACCUGGGCAUCACCCACUUCCGGGCUGGCAUGAGCCACGAGGAGGACCAGCUCAUCCCCAACCUGUACCGCUACAUCAUGCCCUGGGAGGCCGAGUUCACCGACAGCCAGCGCGUGUGGGCCGAGUACGCGCUCAAGCGCCAGGAGGCCCAGGCCCAGAACCGCCGCCUCACCCUCGAGGAUCUGGAGGACAGCUGGGACCGGGGCAUCCCGCGCAUCAACACGCUGUUCUCUAAGGACCGCCACACUCUGGCGUACGACAAGGGCUGGCGCGUGCGCACCGACUUCAAGCAGUACCAGCUGCUCAAGCAGAACCCCUUCUGGUGGACCCACCAGCGCCACGACGGCAAACUCUGGAAUCUGAACAACUACAGGACAGAUGUCAUCCAGGCGCUUGGUGGUGUUGAGGGUAUCCUGGAGCACACCCUGUUCAAGGGCACCUACUUCCCCACCUGGGAGGGCCUGUUCUGGGAGAAGGCCAGCGGCUUUGAGGAGAGCAUGAAGUACAAGAAGCUCACCAACGCGCAGCGCUCCGGGCUGAAUCAGAUCCCCAACCGCCGCUUCACGCUGUGGUGGUCGCCCACCAUCAACCGCGCGAAUGUGUAUGUGGGCUUCCAGGUGCAGCUCGACCUCACCGGCAUAUUCAUGCACGGGAAGAUCCCCACGCUCAAGAUCUCCCUCAUCCAGAUCUUCAGGGCGCAUCUGUGGCAGAAGGUGCACGAGUCCGUCGUCAUGGACUUGUGUCAGGUGUUUGACCAGGAGCUGGACGCGCUGGAGAUCGAGACUGUGCAGAAGGAGACCAUCCACCCGCGCAAGUCGUACAAGAUGAACUCCUCCUGCGCAGACAUCCUGCUCUUCGCCGCCUACAGAUGGCCCAUGUCCAAGCCCAGCUUGAUGGCGGACACGAACGACAUGAUGGACCAGAAGCCCAGCAACAAGUACUGGGUGGACGUGCAGCUGCGCUGGGGCGACUACGACUCCCACGACGUUGAGCGCUACACGCGCGCCAAGUUCCUCGACUACACCACCGACAACAUGUCCAUCUACCCCUCCCCCACUGGGGUGAUGAUUGGCAUCGACCUGGCGUACAACCUGCACAGCGCGUUUGGGAACUGGUUUGAGGGCGUCAAGCCGCUGAUCAUCCAGGCGAUGGCCAAGAUCAUGAAGGCCAACCCGGCGCUGUACGUCCUGCGCGAGCGCAUCCGCAAGGGCCUCCAGCUCUACUCCUCCGAGCCCACUGAGCCCUAUCUCUCCUCCCAGAACUACGGCGAGCUCUUCUCCAACCAGAUCAUCUGGUUUGUGGACGACACGAACGUGUACCGGGUGACGAUCCACAAGACGUUUGAGGGCAACCUGACCACCAAGCCCAUCAACGGCGCCAUCUUCAUCUUCAACCCGCGCACGGGGCAGCUCUUCCUCAAGAUCAUCCACACCUCCGUCUGGGCCGGCCAGAAGCGCCUCGGCCAGCUCGCCAAGUGGAAGACCGCCGAAGAGGUGGCUGCGCUGGUGCGGUCGCUGCCGGUUGAGGAGCAGCCCAAGCGCAUCAUCGUUUCGCGCAAGGGCAUGCUGGACCCCCUCGAGGUCCACCUGCUCGAUUUCCCCAACAUCGUCAUCACCGGCUCCGAGCUGCAGCUGCCCUUCCAGGCCGCCCUCAAGGUGGAGAAGUUUGGGGACCUGAUCCUGAAGGCCAACGAGCCGCAGAUGGUGCUGUUCAACAUCUACGACGACUGGCUCAAGACCAUCUCCUCCUACACCGCCUUCUCGCGCCUCAUCCUCAUCCUGCGCGCGCUGCACGUGAACGUGGACAAGGCGCGCAUGCUGCUGCGCCCCGACAAGUCCAUCAUCACCGAGCCCCACCACGUCUGGCCCACCCUCACCGAUGAGCAGUGGAUCAAGGUGGAGAUUGCUCUGAAGGACCUGAUCCUGGCGGACUACAGCAAGAAGAACAACGUCAACGUGGGCGCGCUGACGCAGAGUGAGAUCCGCGACAUCAUCCUGGGCGCGGAGAUCACGCCGCCCUCCAUGCAGCGCCAGCAGAUCGCCGAGAUCGAGAAGCAGGCCGCCGCCGGCACCCAGAUGACCGCCGUCACCACCGAGACGCAGAACGUGCACGGUGACAAGCUGAUCGUGACGUCGUCGUCGCCGUACGAGCAGCAGAUGUUUGGGUCCAAGACGGACUGGCGCGUGCGCGCCAUCUCGGCCACCAACCUGCACCUGCGCGUCAACCACAUCUACGUGAACAGCGAGGACAUCCGCGAGACGGGCUUCACCUACGUCAUGCCCAAGAACGUGCUCAAGAAGUUCAUCUGCAUCGCCGACCUGCGCACCCAGAUCGCCGCCUUCAUCUACGGCGUCUCCCCGCCUGACAACCCGCAGGUGAAGGAGAUCCGGGCGGUGGUGAUGGUGCCGCAGUACGGCAGCCACCAGCAGGUGAACCUGCCGGCCGCGCUGCCGGAGCAUGACUACCUGCGCGACCUGGAGCCCCUGGGCUGGCUCCACACCCAGCCCAACGAGCUCCUCCAGAUGUCCGCCCAGGAUGUGACGAUGCACGCCAAGAUGCUGGAGGCGAACAAGAGCUGGGACGGCGAGCGCUGCGUGGUGAUCACGGCCUCCUUCACGCCGGGCUCCUGCUCGCUGACCGCCUACAAGCUGACGCCCGGCGGCUAUGAGUGGGGCCGCACCAACAAGGGCGACCUGGCCAACCCCGUCGGCUACAGUCCCAACCACUACGAGAAGGUCCAGAUGCUCCUCUCCGACAGGUUCAUGGGCUUCUACAUGGUGCCGGACGUGGGCAGCUGGAACUUCAACUUCCAGGGCGUCAAGCACCAGCCCACGAUGAAGUAUGGGCUGCGCCUGGCCAAUCCCAAGGAGUUCUACCACGAGAUCCACCGCCCCAAGCACUUCCUGGACUUCUCAACCAGUGAAGACAUUGAGCCGGAGGCCGACAGAGAGAAUCACUUCGACUAGGCCUGGACUAGCAGUGGCACUCUGGUUCCUGUCGCGGCCCUCAGGGAGUCUGUUUCAUUGUGGCUGUGAGAUCCUGUCUUAUAGCAUUCCAACGACUAGAGAGUGUUGUCUACAGUCCUUCUUAGACCUGGCUAUCAGAGAUACCAGGAAAAUUGUACUAUCAAGGCAACAGCGGCGUUCACUUUUUUUGACGUGUGUGCACGGGUGCGACGCCCUGAGUGACUACUUUUGACCAGACAUCUUGACUAUUAUCAGAGGCAUAAGGACAAGAUACGCCUCUCUGCUUUGCUGCUAUUUUGGCUGGCUUUGCUGCAAUGGCUUUAGCUGCUCCCAUAGGGACUGACAUGUCUGUACAUGAUGUAAGAGCAUUUCAUGUCUGC